Molecule: messenger RNA, 4616 nt
Organism: Linum trigynum
Lineage: Eukaryota; Viridiplantae; Streptophyta; Magnoliopsida; Malpighiales; Linaceae
Source: the annotation of a GenBank genome assembly
CCUCGAGUGAGCCGGACUGUAUGGUAAAAAACUGAAAAUGUUUUAAAAAUUCAACUGAAGCGGCUGUGCUCUAAGACGCUCGCUUCGUCUUUCCAUCUCACAGAAAUGGCGUUUCUCACCAAACUCUCCCGAUCAUCCUCCAGAAUUAACCCGGGCUUCCUUUUCUCCCGCCUCCUCAGCAAUGUCCCGGAGAACACCGUCUACGGCGGACCGCAGCAUCAGAACCCUAGCCAGAGAGUUACGCUGACCAAUUUGCGGCAGAAGCACAAGAAAGGCGAGCCCAUCACCGUCGUCACCGCUUACGACUAUCCCUCCGCGGUUCACCUAGAUGCUGCCGGAAUCGACAUCUGUCUGGUCGGCGACUCCGCUUCCAUGGUUGUCCACGGCCACGACACCACCCUCCCUAUCUCCCUCGACGAAAUGCUCGUCCACUGCCGCUCCGUCGCUCGCGGUGCCAAGCGCCCGCUCCUCGUCGGAGACUUGCCCUUCGGGACCUACGAAUCCAACACAACUCAGGCAGUUGAUACGGCGGUGCGGGUUCUGAAGGAAGGAGGGAUGGAUGCAAUUAAACUGGAAGGAGGGUCUCCGUCGAGAAUUACUGCGGCGAAGGCGAUUGUGGAGGCCGGAAUUGCGGUUAUGGGCCACGUAGGGCUCACUCCUCAGGCCAUUAGCGUUCUUGGGGGAUUUAGGGCUCAAGGGAGAAACAUUGGUAGCGCCGUCAAGGUUGUGGAGACGGCAUUGGCUCUGCAGGAAGCAGGUUGUUUCUCUGUUGUUCUGGAGUGUGUCCCUCCGCCGGUGGCUGCAGCUGCUACUUCUGCUCUCCGAAUACCUACCAUUGGCAUUGGGGCAGGGCCUUUCUGCAGUGGCCAGGUACUUGUGUACCACGACCUCUUGGGAAUGAUGCAGCAUCCACACCAUGCGAAGGUCACUCCAAAGUUUUGCAAGCAGUAUGCACGUGUUGGAGAUGUCAUCAACAAAGCACUACUGGAAUACAAGGAAGAAGUGACGAGUGGUUUGUUUCCUGGUCCAGACCACAGUCCAUAUAAAAUAAGCGAAGCUGAUCUGGGUGGUUUUGUGAACGAGUUACAGAAGUUAGGGUUGGACCAGGCAGCCUCUUCAGCAGCUUCGGCGGCUGAGAAGGUUAGUAAAUCUCACGACUGAACGAUAGAUGAGCAAGUUUAGGACUUUAGGAGAAAAUGUGUUUUCUAUUGUCUCGGUCAGUCAUCCGUGCCGGCAAGUUGAUACUGGUUUUUGUUUCGGAUGGUAGAGAAUAAGCUUAACUGUAGCUUCACCGGCCCUUUAUAUGGCUGUCAUAUAUCAUGCCCGUUUGGCCUACUAGAGGCCAUUUCAUGGCGACCGUGUUCGUCACUCCAAUUUCCACCGGAAAUCUCUUGUGACAAUUUUCUAGUUUCUGAAAACGGUGACGAUAAUAAAAGGGAUGUGAAGGAAAGGGGCUAUAAGAAAAGUCCAUACUGUAACUCGUUUAUGUUUUGACCAACAAUUGAUUGUCUGUAGAACCUUGAUUGGCAGCAUAAUUUCCUUGCUAAAUGACCUUUUAACCCAUCACUACCGUAAAAACCCCGAUUUGAUAAAUAUCAAGGAUUGUAAAAAUCGUAUCGGAGGUUAUAUUGAAAAAGUAAGUGAUAGGGUUUUUUUGUUGAAACUGUGUUCGUUUUCUAUUGCUAAAUAUCGUUUGCCAAUUUAGUCUUUGGUAAAAAAAAAUUAUGUUUGAACCGUCAAUACGGUAGGGUUUUUCAAUACUAUAAAUACAGAUCCUCACGCAAAUGGUUACUGUGGCUAAAGCCCUGAUCCCUUGGGGUAGCAACUAAGGUUAGCUUGAUUUUGGUUAUGACGGUUGGUGUUGACCCUAGGCUUCUAAUAAUUGAAGGGUAAUUAACAUAAAUGAUCACAAACCUUUGCAUUUAGUAAAAAAUGGCUAGUGGUUAAUCACACACCACAUAAGAGGGUCCUUGAAUGGGCACACUUAUUCAUAUGGCUUGUUUUGUGGUUAAUCACACUAAACAAGAGAAAUCCAUAUAGCUAUCUGUUAAUUCACAUUGUGGGUGAAUGUAAUAAAUAAAUCAGGGUAUCCAAAUCACUUACAGAUUGCCAUAGCCUCUUGGAACUUUUUAUGCCUCUAUCGUGGACUACCCGUAUGAGAAGCCGCCAAAAUGACAUGCUUGCCAGUUAAUUCAAAAUCAGAGUCACCUCGUAGACAGACAUCGAGCAAACUACUAACAUAAUGCGUACACAACUUAGGUGGGUUAUUUCGAAUCCAAUGUAGUCGUUCAGCUUCCACCAAAGCAUAUGCAUUUACCACAUACUGUCAAAACAAUUUUCCAACUAAUAACACUGAAUUCGAUUGAUGGAAUAUUGUCUGUAGGCGAUAGGCAAAAUAAAUCACAUUGCGUCAAUGUAUUGUCCUUCCAAAGAUUAUCCUUAUCAUCAUCAUCAAAGAUAAUAUUACGAUGCCAUCCAUCCUGCUUGUAAAGAAAAGGAAUUGGAUAUUACAAUUUACAACGUCAUUAAAGAUGGACCAUGAUGAUUAAUUCUCUCCAAUUGAGAACUUUUAUAUUGAACAAUAAUGUUCGGUGCAAAAGUAUCCUGACCUUUUUCAUCCACAAUCAAUGCAAUACCAUCAUCCACGGUUGGUAGGUCAUAUUCUCUUCCAUCAUGGGCAUGUUUGGCAAACAAUUUUACCUCCUCAACAAGUGCUUGAGGUUUUUUGUGUCUAGCCAUCUCAAAUGUGUGAAUCAAAACAUUGCAUCCAUCAAACAUUUAGGGUUCGUUUGGAUGGACCAAUUGAAAAAUGAAACAAUUAGACCAGUUGUCUUAUUCUACAAAAUGAGUCAAUUCGAAUUGUCUGCCCCCACCUAAGACAAUUAUAAUUGUUUCAAAACGAGUCAGUUUGAAAUUUCCCGGGCAGAAUUGCUUCAUCUAAAUUUUGUGUUGUCAAACGAAUCAAUUUUUCCAGAUUGUGUCAAAAUAAAACAACUGAGUCAAAUUGUUCUGUUAUAAUUUUUUCAACAUAUUUAAUAUUCUAAGCAAUAUAUCACCUUGACCAACUAACUUCUUUAUGCUUGAGAAGAUAUGUCUAAUUUGUUCUCCUUGAUUGUGUAGAAUGAAGUUGAUAUUAAGGAGUGGAGAGUAAAAAAACUUAGUUGACAAGGAGAAAGAAGCUUUCAAUUAAUCAUUUGGUUUAUAGAUGUUUAUCGUUAAUGCUCAACAAUUUGUACAAAUUAUUUGUAGUUUACUUGUGUGCUCAUUGUUUUUGUCAAUGUUCAAGAAUACGCUAGUCGCUAUCUAGACGAGAAGGCACCACCCAAGCCGAUUAGUAGUUUGCCUAAGGGAGAUUAAACGUUGAAAAAAAUAUAUGAUAGAUAUUCCACAAAAACCCAAGUCACCAUAUCAUUAUUCAUCCAUUCAUAUACACAUAGAACCCUUUUUCACAAUCUCAAACAUCUCAAGUCACCAACCACGAGGAGAGAUCUCGCUGCUGGUCGAUGAAAGGGAGCGACUGGUCGAAUGGAAAUAAGAAAUAGAAUAGGAUUUGGGAUUUUCUCAAUUAUAGCCCCAAAUUUUGGAACUUUAGGACCAUGGUCUAAUUACCUAAACUUUCAAGCUAUUAGAACCAUUCAAUUUUAAUUAACUCCCCAUUGUGCAUCCGUAGCAAUCCCAAACAUGGGAAAACCUAACUACAAGCCAAAAUAAGAAAAUGUAAGUUUUCGAGUUAGCGAACAAUCAGAAAUCUCUUUAGCAUUGCACCACUAAAUCUCCGCUAGACGAAUACUUGUAUAGCUCAUAAUCAAAUAAGACUAAGGCUAAUCUCUUCCAUUAGCUAAAGAGAACCAUUCAAUUUUAAUUAACUCCCCCAAGUCCUCUCUGCAACUUAUAUUUGGCAGCGGCCUUGGCGGCAGAGUUAAUUCAACACCGGGAAAAAACGAAAGCCAAGAACUCACGAAGUUAAAAACUUAAAUCCGCUUCUUUUUUUUUUCUCCACUGAUAUUUACAAUGGAGGAUCAAGAGAGUCGACCAACGAAAAAAAGUGAAUAAGCAGAGAGGUAGAAUCAGAAAUCUCGUGUGGAAAGCGCCGCUCAUCGCAACCAAUAUCUUGAAAACAGAGAUAUGGAUGCUGCGUCCGCAACAGAAGUUUCAUCACCUUCUUCCCCCUCUUGCAAAAUUGCUUGCUAUUCAUAAGAGAGACUGAAACCUAUCCCAUCCCACAUAAGCACGAAGCGAAGAACUGGAACAGGAAGAAGAAAAAAAACGUAAUAAGAGUUUCUGAUAUGUUUUCCCAGUACUAACUUAGUCUGUCGCGGCGGAGGCGAAUCUGGUGUUUGAUUUAUAGCAUAGCGGCGGUGUUGUUUGAAGGCCGAAGCGCCUUUUGCCCUAACCCCAAACGGCCGCUGAGCAGGUCGUUUCAUCGCACGGGUUGGUUUAUUAUUUGUUAUGCUAGCAAUGGAUGAUAAACCCGUCGUAUGCUGGACAAUAUAAUCGGUAUCGGUCAUAAAAUCGGUUGGAACAGUCCGAUAUUAAUUAGGAUGACAGAUUUUUUAUUUCUACAAAUUGACAUUAUUUUAUCAAAUUUAGUUUAAAAAUAAUAUUUGAUUUGUUAC